UGGAAACUCAAUACAUUCCUGUCCGUGCAUUGCCAGCAUCUUUCGCCUCUCUCCUCGCACCCCACCUCUCUCCCAUGCCACCUUACCACACACCAAUGGUUUCUCUCUUUCGAAUAUUUCCUCUCAUAUUCCCAUUUUCUUUCUCUCCCCAACAUUGAUGCUUUCUCUACGAAUUUCUUGAAUCUCUGUUAUCACGUUCCAAGAAUCAACACAAAAUCUAAUCAGAAAUUCAAAAUAAUGGAUGAACGUUUAGAAGACGAUGAUGGGACGGUGCUAGCGGGGUUAUCCAACGUGCCUCCACGCCGGCAGGUUCACUCUUACAGCCACCAGUUGAGAACCAGCACCGGCACCCACCACAAGCGGCGGCAGCACCAGCUUCGCAAGCACAGCCUUGAUGAAAACCACAUCUUGAACAAACACGCAAAUAAUAAAAACAGUGAAUUUUAUUGCGAUGGGACCAACGAUUCUUCUGAUGAUGAUGGAUUUUAUCCAUAUUUUACCACUAGUGCUAGUAUUGCAAGUAGUGGUGGUGGUAUGGGGUCCGUCAGCGAUCACCGCGUAGAUUACAGGAUUGAUGGGAUGCCAAUUGGAGAUGGAGGGGAUGAGUACCAGCAGCAGUUUCAGCAAUCAAUGCCGGAGUUUAUGGGGAGUGGUGGAGGGGUGGGGGUAUUUAAGGCGCCUAAAAGGGCAGCUGUACAUCCCAGCCGGCCACCUUUUCUCGAGCUUAGGCCUCACCCUCUAAGAGAAACACAAGUAGGAAAAUUUUUGAGGACUAUUGUCAGUACAAAAACACAAUUAUGGGCAGGGCAAGAAUCAGGGGUAAGAGUAUGGAACUUUACAGAUGCAUAUGAGCCAGGAAUCGGGGUAGGAGGAAGGGCACGGAGAGGGGAUGAGGAUGCUGCUCCAUUUUAUGAAUCAGCGAGCACAUCUUCCGCAAUAUGUUUGAUGGUUGACCCUGGAAGUAAGUUGGUUUGGAGUGGGCAUAAGGAUGGUAAGAUUAGGUCUUGGAGGAUGGACGAGCCUUCUAACAAGGAUUCCACUUUGAAGGAAGGCCUCUUUUGGCAGGCUCAUCGAGGUCCAGUUCUUACCAUGACAAUUUCUUCUUAUGGUGAUAUUUGGUCAGGUUUUGAGGGUGGUAUAAUAAAGGUGUGGCCAUGGGAAGCUAUUGAAAAAUCUCUAUCUCUAUCACCAGAGGAAAGACACAUGGCUUCUUUACUAGUGGAGAGGUCAUUCGUUGACCUUAGGAGCCAAGUUACCAUUAAUGGUGCUUGUAACAUUUCAUCUUCGGAUGUUAAGAGCUUGUUAUCUGACAAUGUCAGAGCCAAAGUGUGGGCAGUUGGGUCGUCAUCAUUCUCAUUAUGGGAUGCUCGCACAAGAGAACUUCUAAAAGUAUUUAACAUAGACGGUCAAAUUGAAAAUCGAGUCGAUAUGCCAUCAGUGCAAGACCAAGCAGCUGAAGAUGAGAAUCUUAAGCUCGUCUCCAAGUCAAAAAAGGAGAAAUCCCAAGGCUUUUUGCAGCGGUCACGUAAUGCUAUAAUGGGAGCUGCAGAUGCUGUGCGCCGAGCUGCAACAAAGGGAUCAGCUUAUAAUGAAGAUACUAAAAAAACAGAAGCCCUUGUUCUAGCAUCAGAUGGAAUGAUAUGGACUGGCUGUUCCAAUGGCUUAUUAGUGCAAUGGGAUGGAAAUGGCAACCGUUUGCAAGAUUUCAAUCAUCAUCCUUGUGCUGUUCUAUGCUUUUGCACUUAUGGGUCAAGAAUAUGGGUUGGUUAUAUAAGUGGGAUGGUCCAACUGCUGGACCUCGAAGGAAACUUAAUUGCUGGUUGGGUUGCUCACAAUGGUCCUGUUAUAAAAUUAGUGAUUGGAAAUGGUUACGUUUUUAGUUUGGCAACUCAUGGCGGUAUACGGGGAUGGAGCAUUGCCUCUCCAGGACCUGUGGAUAACAUUUUAAGGCUAGAAUUAGCUGACAGAGAAAACAUGUAUACAAGACUAGAUAAUGUUAGAAUAUUAGUUGGCACAUGGAAUGUAGGCCAAGGAAGAGCAUCUCAGGAUGCUCUUAUCUCAUGGCUAAGCUCUGCAGUAUCGGAUGUCGAUAUUGUAGUUGUUGGGUUACAAGAAGUGGAAAUGGGUGCAGGUUUUCUUGCAAUGUCUGCAGCAAAAGAAACUGUAGGACUUGAAGGAAGUUCUAUUGGGCAAUGGUGGCAGGAAAAUAUUGGCAAGGCUUUGGAUGAAGAAUUCACUUUCGAACGCGUAGGGUCCAGGCAGCUGGCUGGUUUGCUCAUAGCUAUCUGGGUGAGAAAGACAGUUAGAACACACGUUGGGGACCUGGAUGUUGCUGCAGUUGCGUGUGGUUUAGGUCGUGCAAUUGGGAAUAAGGGAGGUGUAGGCUUGAGGUUGAGAGUAUUCGAUAGGAUAAUGUGUUUUACAAAUUGUCAUUUUGCUGCACAUUUGGAAGCAGUUAACCGCCGCAAUGCUGAUUUUGAUCAUAUAUUUCGAACCAUGACUUUCACCCGCUCAUCUAACCUUCUUAACAAUGCUGCUGCUGGUGUCUCAUCUUCUACUCAGACGCUUCGUGCUGCAAGUGUUGCUGCAUCCAAUCCUAACGAGGGGAAGCCUGAUCUUGCUGAAGCUGAUAUGGUCGUCUUUUGUGGUGAUUUUAAUUAUCGUCUUUUUGGCAUAUCUUAUGACGAAGCAAGGGAUCUUGUUUCCCAAAGAAGUUUUGACUGGCUUCGAGAAAAAGAUCAGCUUAGGGCUGAAAUGAAAGCUGGUAGAGUUUUCCAAGGAAUGCGCGAGGCACUCAUCAAAUUUCCACCAACUUACAAGUUCGAAAGGGGAAAACCUGGUUUGGGAGGUUACGAUUCGGGGGAGAAAAAACGAAUACCGGCUUGGUGUGAUAGAAUCCUAUAUAGAGAUAGCAGGGCUGCUCCAACAGAUGAAUGCAGUUUAGAAUGCCCUGUGGUUGCUUCCAUAAUACAAUAUCAAGCUCGUAUGGAUGUUACCGAGAGUGAUCAUAAACCUGUACGGAGCAAGUUUGAUGUGGACAUUGCCCGUGUUGACAGAUCAGUGAGAAGACAAGAGUUCGGAAAAAUUAUGAUGUCCAAGGAUACAAUCAGGUCUUCCCUUGACGAACUACACUUUGUUCCAGAAACCGUAGUCAGCACAGAAAAAGUAGUGCUGAAAAAUCAAGAAACUUUCAGUUUGAGAAUCACCAACAAAAGUGGUACAGAAUUUGCAUUUUUCCAAAUCAUCUGCCAAGGUCAAUCCGCAGUCAAAGAGGACAAAGUAGCAUCCGACUAUCGGCCCAGAGGAUCUCUUGGUUUCCCUCGUUGGCUUGAGGUGACACCUGCAGCUGGCCUAAUCAAAGCUGAUCAAGUUGUAGAAAUAUCCAUACAUCACGAAGAAUUCCAUACGUUGGAAGAAUUUGUAGAUGGUUCGCCACAGAGCUGGUGGUCUGAAGACAGCCGGGACAAGGAAGUCAUUUUGCUGGUGAACGUAAAAGGCAGUCACUCCACUGUAACAAAAUCUCAUCGAGUACACGUCCGCCAUUGCUCCUCGGGAAGUUCGGUUCACCUUGAUCAGAAAUGUAACACUUCCAAGAAACACCAAGGUAGUUUCCACAACAGAUCUUCACUUCGGAAUACAGGCAGUGCCUCCGAAUUGGCUGAUGACCACCGGAGCUUAAGGGAUCCUUGAGGCUACAUGCAUAUUACCACCAGAGAGAUUGUCUAGCUUACUGCGGUACACGUCAUUUUCAUGUACAUACUCAAGGAUUUUAUUAGUUUCUUAAAGCUUGAUCUUUACUACAAAAUUUGAGUAUGCAUGGAUCCUGCAUGUUUUUCGUGCGUACCCUAAAAAAAAAGGAUCAUUUUCUCUAAUCGUCUUACCGCUCUAGUUAAGGAUGUUGUAUAAAAAGCAUCUAUAUAAGCGCGAUCUAAUCAUCAAUUGUAAUGUUUAGAUCAGAUGAUAUUCCAAUUUUAAUCGAAGGACAAGUGAUGAUGAUUAUCAGUAAAUAA
Messenger RNA from Olea europaea var. sylvestris, 4010 nucleotides. Its product is annotated as type I inositol polyphosphate 5-phosphatase 12-like. The transcript is spliced from 12 exons. Gene Ontology annotation, biological process: phosphatidylinositol dephosphorylation. Lineage: Eukaryota; Viridiplantae; Streptophyta; Magnoliopsida; Lamiales; Oleaceae. Gene Ontology annotation, molecular function: protein binding; phosphatase activity. The record is from RefSeq and is a predicted model, not a curated record. Bases 238 to 3690 code for a protein of 1150 amino acids.